Messenger RNA from Rubroshorea leprosula, 2192 nucleotides. Lineage: Eukaryota; Viridiplantae; Streptophyta; Magnoliopsida; Malvales; Dipterocarpaceae. The record is from the annotation of a GenBank genome assembly.
AUUUCAUUCGAACUUUUUCCAUUUUUACUUUGUUUUUUUUGUCUCGUUUUGUCAACUUUGGGGCUUUGAAAAUUCAGGUUUAUCAUUUAUUGCGAUCGGAACAUGGUGGUUUAGGGUUUAAUUCAUCAAAACCAAAACCCGUCUUUUGCAUUGAGUUGAAUUCAAUAUGGAUAUGGAGGUGGUCGGCGACGUAGCCUCGCUUGACGCCGAUUUACUUCAGCUUCCAGACCUUUCUCCGGCGGCACUCAAAUCCAAUCCCUACCUUGCCGACCAGCUCUUCUCGUUCUGGCUUUCGCUUCCGGAGACCUGUCGUGUGGUCAAGUCUUUGCUUGCUGAUGCGAAGUUGGGGACCUCGUCGAAUGUACUUGGGAAUUCUACUAGCAUAAAUGUUUCUCCAAACAAUUCAUUACCUUCCAUGUUUGCUGCUGCAAGUACUCCGCCACUUUCACCUCGUAGUUCCUCUGGUUCACCACGGGUUGUGAAACAGAGGGCCGGCCCCUCUUCUUUGGGUUCUCCACUAAAAAUAGUCAGUGAGCCCAUUAGAGAAGUCAUACCACAGUUUUACUUUAAAAAUGGCCGUCCACCUCCGUAUGAAAUGAAAGAAUGGUGUUUGUUUGAAAUCAAUGAUCACUUUAGUGGUCACAUGGAUGGACUACAAGUUCAUGAAUUUAAGUCAGUGACAAAAAAUAUUUGCAAGUUACCAUCCUUUUUGUCCACGGUUCUGUUUAGAAAAAUUGAUGUCAAUGGCACCGGUAUUGUUACAAGGGAUCAAUUUGUUGAUUACUGGAUUGGAGGCAACUUUUUGACUAUGGAUCUGACAACCUGUAUCUAUACAAUUCUAAAGCAACCUGGUUGCAGAUUCCUUUCUCAGCAAGAUUUCAAGCCUGUGCUGCGUGAGCUAUUGGCGUCUCACCCAGGACUAGAAUUUUUACAAAGUACCCCAGAAUUUCAGCAAAGAUAUGCUGAAACAGUCAUAUAUAGAAUAUUUUACAAUAUAAAUAGAUCAGGAACUGGUCGGUUGACCCUGAGGGAGUUGAAGCGUGGGAAUCUAAUUGCUGCAAUGCAGCACGUGGAUGAGGAAGAAGACAUUAACAAAGUCUUAAGGUACUUCUCUUAUGAACACUUCUACGUAAUAUAUUGCAAGUUUUGGGAGCUCGACACCGACCAUGAUUUUCUGAUUGACGAAGAGAAUCUCAUCAGAUAUGGUAACCAUGCUCUGACCUACCGGAUUAUUGAAAGAAUCUUUUCUCAGAUUCCAAGGGAAUUUACUAGCAAGGUUGAAGGGAAAAUGGGUUAUGAAGAUUUUGUCUACUUCAUACUAUCUGAGGAGGAUAAAUCUUCAGAACCUGGUCUGGAAUACUGGUUUAAAUGCAUUGAUUUGGAUGAAAAUGGGGUCCUCACACCUAAUGAAAUGCAGUUCUUCUAUGAGGAGCAGUUGCACCGGAUGGAAUGCAUGGCCCAAGAGCCAGUGCUCUUUGAAGAUAUCUUGUGCCAGAUUAUUGACAUGAUUUGUCCAGAGGAUGAGGGUUUCAUCACAUUACGUGACUUGAAAGGCUGCAAACUUUCUGGACAUGUUUUCAACAUUCUUUUCAAUCUCAAUAAGUUUAUUGCUUUUGAAAAUCGUGAUCCUUUUCUCAUACGCCAGGAGCGUGAAAAUCCAACUUUGACGGAGUGGGAUCGCUUUGCACAUAGAGAAUAUAUAAGGCUUUCCAUGGAAGAAGACGUCGAAGAUGCUUCAAAUGGAAGUGGGGAUAUCUGGGAUGAAUCAUUCGAGGCUCCCUUUUGAAACUAGUUAGGAGCUAAUCGAAGGCUGCACAUAUGCUGGGUGCAGAAGAACUGCCCCGAGACAUACUGAUAUUUGUCGAUGCCAAAAAGGUAUGCUGAUAUUAGUGCGACUGAAUUACCAUUGGUUUAUAGAUGUAACCCCUGAGAGCUUCUUUGGAGUAUAAUCCAUGGUAGGCGUUACAGGGCUGGCCAUUGCAGGCUACGGUAGUUCUUGGUGUCCAUAUUAUAAUAGUUACUGAAAUAAUACAAAUCAAAAUUUUGUUUAUAAAAUGUAAUUUUUUCCCCAGACUGAGACUUGUUUCUCCUCGGUAAAUUCUAAGUUGUUUAUAACUUCUGAAACUUUCCUUUAUAUUGGUUGUAUUGAUGUUUAUUUUGGUAAAUUCUUCCUGUACUCAAGUGCCUUUAUA